GUUUGUUCAUCAACCUGUAUUUCUAAACCCGCUCUAUACUUUGUGUGUUCAUCUUCCUCGCACUAUAUCCGGUGUCUCGCUGCUCAUAGCAGAUUAAUGGCUUCGCUGAUACCCUCUCUCACACUAAGUUUACUCAUUCUAUUACUAAAUUUUGGACUGAUACAGUCACUCCAAUGUUUGUCACAGAAAUUCAGUAGGAACCGAUACUACCAGCAUUGUACCGAUCUCCCGCAUUUAAGCUCUUACUUACAUUGGAGCUACAACCCUGCUGAAUCUUCUAUCGAAAUCGCAUUCUUGGCUCCACCAGCAAGACCCGACGGAUGGGUCGGGUGGGGCAUAAAUCCUAAUGGAAGCGGAAUGAUCGGCACCCAAGCUUUGAUUGCUCACAAGGAAGCGAAUGGGUCUAUGGCUGCGAGGACUUUCGAGUUGGUUUCGUACAAGAAGGUUGAGGAAGGUGAGAUUGCAUACAAGGUCUUGAAGGCAGAAGCCGAGUAUAAAAAUAGGGUGGUCACAAUGUUCGCGACGGUCGGGCUUCCGAAGGAGACAAAGGUCUUGAAUGUGGUUUGGCAGGUCGGGAGCUCGGUGGUUGACGGAGUGCCGGCAAUGCAUGAGCUCGGCGCUGCGAACUUGAACUCUAGGGGCAAGCUUGAUUUGCCGCAAGGGCAGAGCAGUAGCAACAGUGGAAAGAACUCUCAUCUUCAACGUAAAAGGAUCCACGGACUCCUGAAUGCGAUCAGCUGGGGAAUUCUGUUCCCAGUAGGCGCGGUCAUCGCGAGAUACUUAAGGCCUUUGAGGUUCGCCGAUCCGUUCUGGUUCUAUCUUCAUGUCAGCUGUCAAUUUUCUUCAUACAUCAUCGGGGUGACCGGCUGGGCAAUAGGCCUCGAUCUCGGGGCCGAGUCUAAGGGCGUCGAGUACACUUCUCACCGGAUAAUCGGGAUAAUACUUUUCUGUCUCGCAACGUUGCAGAUGUUUGCCAUUUUCGUCAGGCCAAGCAAGGAUCACAAGUUCCGGGUCUACUGGAAUGUAUACCACCACGGGAUCGGGUACACCGUCAUCGUUCUCGGCAUCAUUAACGUGUUCAAAGGGUUGGAGAUAUUGGGCCCUGCCAAGGCAUGGAAACUCGGUUACGUUCUCUUUCUCUCUGCGCUAGGCGCAACCGCCUUGUGCUUAGAAACCAUCAGUUGGGCAAUGGUCCUGAAGGAAAAAUUUUGUAAAUCCAAGAAACCAUACGACGGGUUUGAUCACAGCGAGAAGCAGCAGCCUCUGGCCUCCUAGGAUGAGUUCCGAAUUGAAUCCGAUCUUUUGCUAGUGUUUGUCUCCGUCGAUUCAUGUGAAAGGUCCCUUAGAAAAAAUUGUUGACGCUUGCAUAAAUUCAACGUGGAUGUAAGUACAAAUGGGUGCAAAUAGAUGCUACAUAUUGCAUAAUUCUAUCUAUUGCAACUGCAAAGAUAUAUGGAUUUGAAGAGUGUAUACUCGAAGAAAAGGCUUAAGCAGUGAGGGCUGUUGUUGCUGUUGAGUGAUUUCAAUCAUUUGCUAGUCCAAGUUGAUGUACAUGAGGUUUCUUGAAUAAAUGAGAUUAUUACUUCAUCGACUGA
Syzygium oleosum is the source of this 1595-nucleotide messenger RNA. RefSeq names its product cytochrome b561 and DOMON domain-containing protein At4g12980-like. NCBI's taxonomy places the organism in Eukaryota, Viridiplantae, Streptophyta, Magnoliopsida, Myrtales, Myrtaceae. The record is from RefSeq and is a predicted model, not a curated record. The transcript has 3 exons. Bases 97 to 1275 code for a protein of 392 amino acids.